Penicillium vulpinum is the source of this 963-nucleotide messenger RNA. RefSeq lists its product as uncharacterized. The record is from RefSeq and is a predicted model, not a curated record. Bases 1 to 963 code for a protein of 320 amino acids. The transcript has 2 exons. Lineage: Eukaryota; Fungi; Ascomycota; Eurotiomycetes; Eurotiales; Aspergillaceae.
AUGAAGAAAAAGAAGGUGUCCGCCCGAAUAACCAAGCAGCUGGAACAGGCAGCCAAGAAGGAGGAGGAGGAGGAGGAGGAGGAGGAGGAGGUUGUGGAAGAUAUAAACCCUGCCAACGAACUACUUCAUGCUCUAGCAAUCUACCAGAUGCUUCUGCAGAGGGUGCGCCUUGAUCCGAGAUACAGUGACCUGACCAUUGAAUGCAGAGGGGAUGAACACGCUGUGCACAAAUGCAUAGUCUGCCCGCGAUCAGCCUUCCUUGCCAAAGUCUGUGAUAGUGGGUUGCAGGCGAGACAUCAAUGGGGCAGGAACAAUAUACCACGGGUGUACUGCACGGUAGCUAAUUCAAUAAAGGAAUCAUCCACAAACAGGGCCACGCUACAAGAAGAGCCGCGCUUGGUCAAAGGGCUGAUUGAGUAUUUCUAUUACCUGGACUACGAGGUGCAACCUCACUGCCCAGACACAGAUGUCUUCAUCGGCCUAGACAAGCCAACACCAGACACAGAAACGGACGCGGACGUCGUGAGAGCACCUAGUGAACCGAAAGAAGACCUGGUGGCCACAUUUGAUCCCCUAUCGAUUCACAUUUCGAUGUACUCCCUCGCAGACCGAAUGUUCAUUGAGGGACUGAAGGUUCUUUCAAAGAAAAAAUUUAUACAAGAGUUGGACCAACGAGUGAAUACGGAGAUAUUCCCGUAUGCCAUCACCCAGAUUUACAACUCCACACAUGCAAGUGACCGAGGUCUGCGAGACAUCGCGGUCAAAGCAACUAUGGACAAUCUUCAGCAGCUGAGAACGGCACCCUAUGGGCAUGUAGCGAGCACGGCAACCUCGGUUUUCACAGACAGCCUGCUGAAAGAAAUCCCACAAUUUUGUUAUGACUUGGCUGUGGCAAUGAUGGAAAAGACGGUAUCUGACUGGCGAUGCUAUGGAUAUAGUAGGAAAAAUUGGAUAAGCCAGUGA